This is a messenger RNA of Melampsora larici-populina 98AG31, 1086 nucleotides long. RefSeq lists its product as uncharacterized. Bases 1 to 1086 code for a protein of 361 amino acids. The transcript has 5 exons. The record is from RefSeq and is a predicted model, not a curated record. Lineage: Eukaryota; Fungi; Basidiomycota; Pucciniomycetes; Pucciniales; Melampsoraceae.
AUGUUUGUUGAAUGUAGCUCAGAUUUUGAUGUAGGCCCUCACGAUGUAAGUGUUGAUAUUAUGGUGAGUCACGAGAUGGAUCUUGAUUCUUCCUUCAUCUUAACAUUCGUCUUCAUUCAAUCCCAUCACCCUUCCCCUACGUCCAUUAUCUUUCUUCCCAGCAUGGCUAGUACUCGAUCCGGUCGAACUCGAGGUCCCCCUUCUGGUACUGGAGCAGCUUCCAUGUACUCAACCAGAGCUAAACGUUCAGGCCGAGUCCUUGCAUCACCUACCAGGAAGUCCACCUCGACCAAAGCGCGCUCAACCAAAACUACCAUGACUAAAUCAAAUUAUUCUACAAACCAAGCAAAUGAACUAUCAAUCAACGAGUUCUUACCUUCAACCUCCAACAACCAGCCAACUCCUGACCCCCCCGUUUUAUGGUCUCCAACGUUGGCUGAGCCUUCUGCUGCUCUUCCACAGUCUCAAACUUCAUUCGAUAUCUCUCAAAUCAAUGCAACUAUAUCUCGAACCAAUGCCACUUUGUCACCACCCAUUCACAAUGCUCGCAGCAUACCUUCAGACUCCAACAACCAGCUAACUACUAACCCUUCCAUUUUACGCGACGAAGAGCUUGGCAACUUAUUCAACCCGGGUGCUAUGUCUGAUUCAGAUCUGUCUCUAGAAGAAGACUCGAGACCUUCUAAACGCCAACUUUCCCAAAGGAACACUGAUCAAGCACCACCGGCCUCUAAACAUUCUCGCCAAGUGCCUCAAAACGAAUCUCAAGCUCAACUUCAAGGUGUUGAUUCUCAAGAUAUCAGUUCAUCUAUCAACAGGAAUGCACCUCUUCCUCAAAGUUCAUCAAGCUCACGUGCUACCGACCUUCCAACACUCUUGAAUUAUCAGGCGGUGUGUAAUGAGUGGUCGAUGACCAGGAUUUCAGCAGUCAAGCAGACUAGCUCAGCUGUGCCACAAAAUAUCCAAGAGGAGGCUAAAGCGCUCAAACAGCUGUAUCAUCAUCACAAAGAGAUGCUCGCGAUGAUGGGAAAUGUCACCUUGUUUACAUUGGACAAAGCGAUUCAUACUAUUUCACAACAUUCUUAA